AUGGUUGUUGAUAAUUUUGAUAGGGAAUACAUCAGCGAGGUCCAAGAAUAUAGCAACCUCAUGACAAGUACAUUUCAAAAACAGUACUAUUUGAGCUUGAUACACAUUUUUGAUUCUUGUUUUGUCACUUUUUAUUCUUUGGUUAUGGAUUUUGCAGCUGAUACAGAAGAAAUAUGCCAGCAACUUCAAAAUUGCAUUCAAUCUUAUAUUGACAGUGGUAUGACAAAGAAAUUACAAGAAGAAGUUUUACAAAUAAAGCAAUCAUUUCUUGAAUUGCAAGAUAAAAUACCAGUUUUAAUGCAACAGCUAUCUGAAAACUCUACAGAUCACGUACAAAUUAUCGAAACAUUACAAAGAAUUGAUCAAUCAAAGAAAAUUGCUGAUCUUGGCUUUACAAUCGCUUCUGAAUUAGAAACAAAUCCACCUAUGACAAAAAUUCGAGCACUCAGCUUUACCCUUAUACAUAGAUAUUCCAUAACUAAAUAA
Molecule: messenger RNA, 486 nt
Organism: Trichomonas vaginalis G3
Lineage: Eukaryota; Parabasalia; Trichomonadida; Trichomonadidae
Exons: 1
Coding region: 1-486 (161 amino acids)
Source: RefSeq, a predicted model, not a curated record